CUAACCUAAAAUCGGUCUCAUUUCCGCCAUUAUUUAACAUAGAAAAGCCACACGUGCUAAUCUUAACUAAAAUAAAAAACAUUUUAAUACCAAAAUGGAUAAACCAGUAGUUUUGGCUCGUGUUAUUAAAGUUUUGGGACGUACAGGAUCCCAAGGACAAUGUACACAAGUAAAAGUUGAAUUUAUUGGAGAACAAAAUCGACAGAUUAUUAGAAACGUUAAAGGACCAGUCCGAGAGGGUGAUAUUUUAACGUUAUUGGAAUCUGAACGUGAAGCAAGAAGAUUACGAUAAAAUAUUUUGUUAAGUAAAAAAAUGUUUUUCCGGAGGAUUAACUUUUAUUUUCAAGUAACAAAUGAUUUUCUGUAUUUUUUUUUUUUUAUAAUAUAAAAUAUGUAAAAAGGGAAUAAAAGUGAAUCUACCGUA
Molecule: messenger RNA, 424 nt
Organism: Chrysoperla carnea
Lineage: Eukaryota; Metazoa; Arthropoda; Insecta; Neuroptera; Chrysopidae
Gene: RpS28b
Product: 40S ribosomal protein S28
Exons: 2
Coding region: 95-292 (65 amino acids)
Biological process (GO): translation; maturation of SSU-rRNA; ribosomal small subunit assembly
Cellular component (GO): cytosolic small ribosomal subunit; ribosome
Molecular function (GO): structural constituent of ribosome
Source: RefSeq, a predicted model, not a curated record